AUGGAUGUACCUGUACAACAAGAGAAUUGUGAAACUAAAGCAGCCGCAAGCCCUAAGCAAAUUGCGGUUGAAGGGAGGGAAGAGCUUCAUUUUACCGACUUAUUGGGUCAGAAUUGUCACGAGGUUGACAAUGUGCCAAAGGGAUCGUCAGAAGUAGGGAUUCAAGAAUCUGAACUGAAAAUUUCCGAAGUUCUGGACCAGAAUUCUAAGUGCGAGACUGAAGGAGCUGCAAGCCCUAAACAACCUAUAGGUGAAGGAAGGGAAGAGCUUCAUUUUACUAGCGUUGGCUAUGACUUAUUGGGACAGAAAUAUCAGAAGGUUGAAAAUGCACAAAAGGGAUCGAAAGAGCUUCCGACUCAAGAAUCCCAGUGUAACGGGCUAGAAAGAUUGGAAAUUUCAGAAGUUCUGAACCAGAAUUCUUGUAUUGAACCCCAGACACCGAAGGACUGUAAAUUGGAAUGUGGGACAGUGGUUACUGAGCUAAUAGAGCAGAAAGAGGUGGUUGGAGCUGAGAACAUUAAAAAUAAAAUAGAUUUAAUGGAAGAGACAACUACUGGAUUUAAAGAAGUGGGGCCAACUCCCGGAGAUGUUACCCAGAAUUUCAGCACGGAGCAAAAAGGACUUCUAUUAGAAAAUACGACGUCGUCUGUCGUUGAAAACUUGGAAGGACCUUCUGGCAAUAAGGCAAUAAAUGUUGUUCUUGCUCUUGGGUAUUUUGGGACACCAUGUGGCCGCGCCUCUGUGAAUACUCUUUCUGGACAAGCAGGAGCAAUGGAGAAAGAUGUAAUUAAUGAUUGUAGUCUCUUGAAGGCUGAAGAAGAAGGAACUCCUGUUCAGUUGAGAACGUCAAAGAGUUCGGCGAAUAAUAAGUGGUUUCUGCGUUCAAAAUCACAAGAGAAACCUAAAGCUUCUGAUCCUAAAAACACUGCGGUGGAAGACAAUGCUAAUGGAGAAAAGAAAAGGAGGGGGAGAAAAAAGAAGGAGAUGAAUAAAGGUCCAGCAAAUGAGUUCUCUAGAACAAGGACCCAUCUUAGAUAUCUAUUGCACCGGAUAAGAUAUGAGCAAAACUUGAUUGACGCAUAUUCUGCAGAAGGAUGGAAAAGACAAAGCUUGGAAAAAUUAAAGCCAGAGAAAGAGCUUCAGCGUGCAAAAUCUCAUAUCUUAGAUUACAAAUUGAGAAUAAGAGAUUUAUUUCAACGCCUUGAUCUGUCACUUGCUGUGGGAAAGCUUCCAGCAUCUUUGUUUGACUCUGCAGGGGAGAUCGAUAGUGAAGAUAUUUUCUGCUCGAAAUGUGGCUCUAAGGAUAUAGCAGCUGAUAAUGAUAUUAUUCUUUGUGAUGGUGCAUGUGAACGUGGGUUUCACCAGUUUUGUUUGGAACCACCUCUGCUAAAACAAGACAUUCCUCCAGAUGAUGAAAGCUGGCUAUGCCCUGGAUGUGAUUGUAAAGUUGAUUGCAUUGGUUAUCUUAAUGAUUUCCAAGGAACAAAUCUUUCUGUCAUUGAGAGUUGGGAGAAGAUCUUUCCCGAGGCUGCUGCAUCUGCAUCAGUGAAGAAGCUGGAUGAUGGUUCUGGGUCUUCGUCGGAUGAUUCUGAGGAUGAUGAUUAUGACCCUGAUAAGCCGGAUGCAGUCUUGAAGGUUUCAGGAGAUGAAUUAAGUAAUGACGAAUCUGGAGACCAAUCAAGUUCUGACGAAUCUGAUUACUUAUUGGCAUCUGAUGAUUUGGCGGCUUCUCCUAAUACAAAACAGUAUUUGGGACUUCCUUCUGAUGAUUCAGAAGAUGAUGAUUUUGAUCCCGCUGCUCCAGUUCAAGAUGAGGAGUUGAAGCAGGAUAGUUCAAGUUCUGAUUUCACAUCCGACUCAGAGGAUCUUGGUGCUCUUCUUGAUGACACCGCUGCACCUGAAAUCUCUUCAGUUUUAGGUGCUGAUGAAGAAAAAUCUAAAGCAGGUAAAGUGAAGAGUCAAUCACUAAGAGGCGAGCUCUCGUACCUUUUGGAGACCAGUGAUGCACCUGUGUCUGGCAAAAGACACGUAGAACGGUUGGACUAUAAAAAAUUGAAUGAUGAAACAUAUGGAAAUUCUUCUUCUGAAUCAAGUGAUGAAGAUUUUGAAGAUAUUCCUUCUCAAAAGAGAAGGAAGAUUAACUGUGAAAAAGCAGACAAGGUGUCUCCAGACAAAACUCCAUUAGCUCAAAAUGAAAUGGAUGCCAAUGAUGAAAACCCGACAGAGAGUGAGCAUGGGUCUAAAAGAACUAACAAAAAUGUAAUUGAUAGGGGCACAAUCAAUGCACCUGCUGAAACAGGUUCUGUGGUUGCAAAUGUUAAAAGAUCAGCACCUAAAAGGCUUGGAGAAGCUGUAACACAGAGACUACUUGAAUCUUUCAGACAAAAUCAAUACCCUGAACGAGCUGUGAAAGAGAAUUUGGCAAAGGAAUUAGAGCUCACAAUCCAGCAGGUUACCAAAUGGUUUGAGAAUACCCGUUGGAGCUUUAACCAUAGACCACAAAUGGAAUUGAGGAAAACUGAAACUGAUUCGAAACAAGGAACUUCCUUGAAUCAAGACAAUGAGAAACGACCUGAACUGGAAUCAGAAAGUGUCACCAAGGAUAACUCUUCGAGCGGGGUUUUAAACUUGGUGACUGAGGCUGCCAGUGGAUACAAGUCUGGAAUGCCAAAAUCGAGGAGGAGGGAAAGUAAUACAGAUCAAUCACCAGAUACUCAAAUCCAGGAGCAGAAUAAGUUAGUUGCUUCCCCAUCUUCAGAGGUUCGUAGAAGUAGUAGACUAAAGACAGGAAACAGUGAAUCUGUUGAGUGA
This is a messenger RNA of Fraxinus pennsylvanica, 2811 nucleotides long. NCBI's taxonomy places the organism in Eukaryota, Viridiplantae, Streptophyta, Magnoliopsida, Lamiales, Oleaceae. The record is from the annotation of a GenBank genome assembly.